Messenger RNA from Brassica napus (rape), 3412 nucleotides. RefSeq names its product nucleolar protein 6-like. Bases 170 to 3256 code for a protein of 1028 amino acids. The transcript is spliced from 26 exons. The record is from RefSeq and is a predicted model, not a curated record. Lineage: Eukaryota; Viridiplantae; Streptophyta; Magnoliopsida; Brassicales; Brassicaceae. Gene Ontology annotation, cellular component: CURI complex; small-subunit processome; UTP-C complex. Gene Ontology annotation, biological process: rRNA processing; tRNA export from nucleus.
UAACAAUAAAAGAUGAAUCAGUUAGCGAUGUGGGACGGAACAAAAUAAAGAGGUUUCGGCCUUUCCCACUUUUCGCUAUCACUUAUCGAAACGGUGUCGCAGCAAGCCUUCCCUUCUUCUUCCUCGCUCACGCAAAACGAAACGAACCCUAAUUUACCAGAAGUCAAAGAUGGAGGCAGAUUCUAAACUCAACGAUUUGCUAGAGAAGAGUCGGAUAGAUCGCGAUUCUACUGUGGACGGUCUCGUUUCAUCAAUUGAAGAAGCCAUUGAUGCUAUACCUGAAGGUCUCGAGGUUACUUCGGAAUUAGCUCCCAGCUUCGUUAGCGAGAUUGGAGCUGAUAAAGUUGAAUUCAUCUUCAAGAAGCCUAAUGGUUUCAGACCCGUCGGCAGCUACUCCACUCGUUGUAUGGCAAAGCCUGAUGCUUCUGUUGAUCUUCUCCUCCACUUGCCUAAGGAAUGUUUUCAUGAGAAAGAUUAUAUGAAUCAUCUAUACCAUGCCAAGCGAUGUCUAUAUCUUUGUGUACUUAAGAACCAUUUGUUGUUGUCAUCGUCUGUUGAGAAAGUUGAAUGGUCAGCCUUACAGAACGAGGCGAGGAAGCCAGUCUUAGUUGUUUUCCCAGCUAAGAAAGUUGAUCACUUACCUGGAUUUUCCAUAAGAAUAAUACCUUCAGCAAAAUCACUGUUUGAUGUUGCAAUGCUGAGUAUGAGCAGCAACAACCUCCCUUCUGUUACUGCAGAUGGUGACUCUCUGCCCACGCCCACUUACAACUUAAGCAUAUUGGAGGACAUGUUUCUGGAGGAAAAUUCUAAUCUUCUCGAGAACAGAUUAUCUCAGUGGAAAGCGUUGCCAGAUGCUUUGAUAUUGCUAAAGAUAUGGGCUAGACAAAGGAGCUCGAUAUACGCCCAUGACUGCUUGAAUGGCUUUUUAAUCUUCGUGAUAGUAUCAUUCCUUGCAAGAUUUGGCUACAUUGAAAAGUCACAAAACGCACUGCAAAUAUUCACAAAGACACUGGAAUUCAUAACCACUCAUGAUUUUGAGGGAAGCGGUCUAUUUUUUACAGCAGGGAAGACCAAAAUACUUGCCUCGACAGAGGAGAAUAAGAAAUUCAAAGAGUUGUUCCCUGUUCUUAUAUGUGAUCCAUCUACACACGUGAAUCUGGCUUUCCGGAUGACCAGUAUUGGACUCCAUGAGCUCCGACAUGAGGCUUCGUCAACUCUUACACGUAUGAAACUCAGUGAUGGAGGAUUCGAGGAGGCUUUUAUGACCAAGAUCGACUAUCCUGUUAAAUAUGACCAUUGCAUACGGUUACACCUAGAAGGGAAAAUAGCAGAACCUACGUCAGUGUUUUGUUUGGACAAGGAAUAUUGGAGAAUUUAUGAGCAGAAAGUGCAUAGCCUGCUGGAACAAGGACUUGGUGACAGAGCAAAAUCAAUCCGUGUUGUUUGGAGAAAUGCCAAUCAAGGCUCGUAUGUUGAAGAUGGCUUGUCAGUUCUUGACAGAGAACCACUUUUUAUUGGCAUAUCUAUCAGAUCAACCGAAAAUGCGUUUAGAAUGGUUGAUAUUGGACCAGAUGCUGAUAACAAGGAAGAGGUACUCAAGUUUCGAAAAUUUUGGGGGGACAAGUCUGAGCUAAGGAGGCUUGAAGAUGGAAGAAUAGCGGAAUGCACAGUCUGGGAGACUCAGCAGUGGAGAAGGCAUCUUAUCAUGAAACAAAUGAUUGAGUAUAUCUUUGAGCGGCAUCUUUCACUCUAUUCCGAUGAUAUUGUUCAAUUGGUUGAUCAACUUGACUUCUCUCUGCUCUACGGAGAUAAAGACCCAACAUUUGGAAAUUCGCUUUAUGUCUUCAAAGUUCUCUCAAAGUGCUUGCUUGAGAUCAAAGGCAUUCCUCUAAACGUUUCUGGCAUUCAGCCUUUAGAUUCAGCUCUUAGGCUCACAUCGGUGUUCCCUCCUGAACCUCACCCACUGGUUUGCGUGAAAAUUGUUGAGCGAAGACUACAUGAACAUAUGCCAUCUUGCAUACCGACAAUGGAGGUCAUGAUUCAGCUAGAAGGACCUGGUGAUUUGGAAAUUGAGAAAACGAAAACUGACUUCCUUCUUCAAAUUGUAAAGAAACUUCAGAAGGUUAAGGGCAUAACGCGACCAGCUACUGAGAAUAACGUUGUUUUCAUGGGUGGUUACGCGUUUCGUCUGAGUAUUUUACAUGAAAUUGGACCUGACCGAGUGAAGGAUCUUUCCUCUACCGAUAAAAUGCUUUUCUUUCGCUGUCAACAUGCAAAAAUGAUCUAUGGUUUGCAAGCCGGAUUUCCUACAUAUGCACCAGUUGCAAGGCUUGCAAAAAGAUGGGUUUCUGCGCAUCUCUUUUCUGGUUGCCUAGCAGAAGAAGCCAUUGAACUUUUGGUUGCACAUGUCUUCCUCACACCUCUCCCACUUGGUGUUCCUCUCUCUCGCUUCAGCGGAUUCUUAAGGUUCUUGCGAUUACUAGCAGACUAUGACUGGUGGUCCUGUCCGCUGAUUGUCGACAGAAACAGUGACUUUGGCAUAAAUGACCACAAGGACAUCAAUGAUAACUUCAUGUCAAGUAGAAAGCGCGAUGAAGAGGGCAGACAAAACAUAAGUUCAGCCAUGUUCUUGGCUGCUCCUUACGACAAGGCAUCAGAGGCAUGGACAACAUUUUCACCAAACUUGUCGGAACAAAAAAGGUUGGUGGCUUCUGCUCGAAGCAGUGCAAACGUAUUAAGUAAACUGGUACUGCAAGAACACAAUGAUUCUGUUCAAUGGGAGAGCCUUUUCAGACCUCCUUUGGACAAGUAUGACGCAGUUGUUCUUCUCCAUAGAGAAAACCUACCUUACCCACGUCGUCUUUUGUUUCCGCCUAAACUUAACCAAGGUCCUAAAGCAGGGGAUCAUGUAGCACGUUGGGAGGCGAGUACAUAUGUUAACAGAUUCUUAUUGCCUGGAUAUUUGGAGAGAAGCCAUGAGCAGCUUAAGGAGGAGUUAAUGUUGGACUCCGAUCCAACCAAGUGCUUCUUGAGUGUGUUGGAGAAACGGUUUGGGAUGUUGUUGAAGCCGUGGUAUGACCAUUUAGGAGGUGACUUGAUUGGUUUAACUUGGACUAAACAGAAGUCAAAGAAACGAAAACGAGAUGAAGAUGAAACUGAUCCGAAAGAGAUUUUAAAGGCGGUAGGCGAAAUGGGAAAAGGGUUGGUGAGAGAUAUCUUAGUUGCUCAAGUCUCCAUGACGUUUCUAAAAGCUUAGUUUCAAAUCUCCUAGUUCUGACCGAUUAGAUAUCAAAACUGUUUAUCAAUCUUGAUGAGUACACAUCAUAUGUUUUCUACAAUACCAGUCGAACACAAUCUUUUUAUAAUAUGUUUUCUACAAUACCAAUCAAACACAAUCUUUCUUUUGUUAUAA